UGUUCAGUUUGCAUGCUGGCUCUUACAAGUUGUAUUUGUCUCUAGACCCGUCUCUUAGGUUCUACGUGCACAUAUCAAUCGAUCAGCAGACUCAUCCGGGUUUCUUUGAUCUACGUACAGACAUGGGAACUCGCGGGUACUACGUGCUCCGCUAUCGGAACAUUUAUUUCGCUCAAUACCACAACUAUGACAGCUAUCCAGAUGGGCUUGGCGUAACGGUGCUUCAAUCUAUGCAAAUUCCCAAUGCCAUCACGACCUAUCGACAGAUGUUGGGAGAGAUACUAGAUGGGCUGAGAAGUCUAUCUGAAAUAUUCAUAGUACGCGGUGAUGAUUUCUCGCCCCCAUCCUGGCAGCGGCCAGAAAACGACAUCUUUAUCGAAUGGAUCUACGAGAUAGAUCUUGAUCGCAAUAUCUUCCACAUAAAUGGAAUGCCUUUUUUCUCCUUGGAAUGCCUUCCAGACGAUGAUGCUUUUAUCCAAUAUAUCUCCAAAGAUCAUUACGGCAACCUAGCUUGUGCAUCGCAAUGCCCCCCUGAGCACAGGUACAAGAGGCCAGCACCACCGACCGUCAGUAAUUCUGACCUCGCAACGUACCAAUCUUCCAUGUGGACUGGAUCCCACGUGGCUUUGAGCGAUCUGCUCGCCAUUAAUGAUUUCUUAUCUCCAGACGAGCACAUUCGAGUCUUAUUGCUAGAGGUCAUGAUUGGGCAGUGCAUGGUUGAACGAACCAUUAGCAAGGACAUCUACAAUAUCGAACUUGUAUCUGAUCACAAUCAAUUCACGGACGAUCAGUGGUCAAUUGCAUGCUUCAUGGCCAGCAUCACGUUUGUUCCUCAGAUAUUCGAUGAAAUCAAGAACGCAUUCCAUCCCAUGCUGGAAAGAAAAGAGUUUACAUGGGUUCGCGAAGACAUUGUUGUUUGCAUCGCAACGCAUCUAGAUGAAGAGCGAUGCCUACAAGCUUCUGUGUCACGCCUGAUCAACGCGAUCAUGGAGCAGAAGGAUAACCCUGGUGAAUACUUUGGAGUCGCGUUUUCUGUCUACCAUUGUGCAGUCGUCAAAGUUAUCAAAGAUGCGCACACGAUGAAAUUCAGCCACACGAGCGCCCUCCAGUUUUUACCAUCAUUCUAUGCACAUUCACCUUCUACACCAGGCAUCACUGCUCUCGCUCGUCUUGGCUUUCGCAUCGACCCCGCACUCUUUGAGCGUGUUGUGGAUAUUUGCCACUAUGUACGGUAUAAAACAGAGAAAUCGCUCGCUCGGGGAGUUGAUGGCGGCAAUGAUGAGCCACCCAACAUCACACGUUCACCGCUGCCUCUCGAACUUUGGAAAGAGAUCGCACUUUAUCUCGAUUUUUCUGACCUCAUCCCCUUCGGAUUAGUCUCGAAACUAUUCCGUGAAGCAGCCUCGAUGAUACUCCGCUAUCCCCACAUCUGUGGAUACCGCCUAGUCGCUGAUCCCAAAGGGAGAACAGUCGAUGAACCCUUCUCACUGAGUGCUGCAGCUUUUUCUGCUGUGCGAGCUGGCAUUCUUGCUACUGUGGUGGUUGGAUUGCAGUUUGAAGAUAAGUCACCAAGGAAACUGGUAACUCCGCUCGAUGUUGGAGGUGAAUCUCUCCGGGUGCUCUUUUCAGCUACUUCCUACUUCCCGCUGAAAAGCUCGUUGGAGAAGGAUAACAAAAUCCCUUAUUGUCACCUAAUGUCUUCAAUCCGGGAGCACACGUAGGUUCCUUAACUUUUGUAUAGUUGAUGUAUCAUAGGCUCGGCUACGAAUUAGACGAGCGAGAUUCCAACAACAAUUUUAUAACUUGAAGUCAAGUUCGUCUUUUUGUUA
Molecule: messenger RNA, 1829 nt
Organism: Suillus discolor
Lineage: Eukaryota; Fungi; Basidiomycota; Agaricomycetes; Boletales; Suillaceae
Exons: 2
Coding region: 123-1721 (532 amino acids)
Molecular function (GO): protein binding
Source: RefSeq, a predicted model, not a curated record